This is a messenger RNA of Paecilomyces variotii, 945 nucleotides long. RefSeq lists its product as hypothetical. Lineage: Eukaryota; Fungi; Ascomycota; Eurotiomycetes; Eurotiales; Thermoascaceae. The coding region runs from base 105 to 641 and encodes 178 amino acids. The transcript has 7 exons. The record is from RefSeq and is a predicted model, not a curated record.
CAUCACCAUCAACAUCGUUACCGUCACUUUUGCCAUCAUAAAUCGGAAAGGAACCUAAAUCUCUCUUAUCUAUAGAGCAAUCAAUCCCAACCCUUGAAAGCGAAAUGCCACGACAACGCCACCCCCAACUCACAACCCUCCUCAUCCUUCUUCUCCUUUUCGAAUUCCUUUCCUGCUCUCUUGUCGUCGUCGUCGACGCCUCAUCCAUGGCUAUAACGCAUAAACUGGACCCGAUGAUGAUGCGCAUGUUAUACGGCCAGAUGGUUAAGAGGAAAGAUGAUAAUUUACAGGUGUUUAAAGGAGUUAUGGGAGCAGCUGCACCGGCGAUCACGGAUACAGGAAAUCCGGAGAGACCAUUUGGCGUCGAUGGGGAUACGUUUACGGAUUUCCAAUCUGCAGGAGAGAGAAGCUGCGAUAACCAAUUCAACAGCUGUCAACUUAAAGCGAAUACGAACAAAACCUCGAAUUUCACAGUGAAAGAUUGCGAGAGUCAGCAGAAACAAUGCCGUCUCGCUCAGUCGGCCGCUUCCGUGACUCGAUUCGCUGCCAUCGCGGACGUGACGAAUGCAGCGCCUGAGCCGCAGCAGACGUUUCCAUUUGAUGAAGAAUUCGAUAUUGUUUGUGAUGUCCCUGAUGUCUGAUGGAUGGAUUAAAGAAGGGAGUAUUGGGUUUGAUGUUUAGGAUGCCCUUUUUCGGAGCUAUACGCAUGAGAUCAAGAGUAUGAUUAAUUGAUGGAGACGGGAUGAGAUGACCAAGUACUGUCUGUGUACUAACUACUACUGUACAAUACAUUAGAAAGGGGGAGGACGUAAGGAGGCCGAGUUGAGUACAGCUAGCUACCUAAUCUGCAGAAUCCACUCCAACCACACGAUACGAUCCACAAACACCAUAUUCUCCCUCAAUAGUGAAUUGACACAUACCUCUCCAAAGUUAAAACCCAAUCUC